Molecule: messenger RNA, 842 nt
Organism: Zea mays
Lineage: Eukaryota; Viridiplantae; Streptophyta; Magnoliopsida; Poales; Poaceae
Exons: 1
Coding region: 112-522 (136 amino acids)
Source: RefSeq, marked validated
CCCUCCUCACAACACAGGACGCAACGCAUCCAACGCGCCCCGCCCGCCCGGUUGGAUUCGAUUCCUCCCAAACUUGUCGUCCCCAAGCAGCAGCCUUUCCCUCUCUUUCCCAUGGCCACCAAGCCCGGCAGGGCGGCCGCCGCGGUGCUGCUCCUCACCCUGCUCGCCGCUCUACACGCGGCCGCCCGCAACAACAACAACAACGAGAACCGCAACCCGGGCGGCGGCGGCGGCGACCCGGGCGCCUUCUUCGCCGGGAUGCCGCGGUUCAGCGGCGGCGGGGUGCCAGGCGGCGGCGGGUUCUUCGGCGGCUGGGGCGAGGGCGGUCUCGGGUACCGGCGCGGCGCUGUGGUGCCGCCCUCCACGGUGUGCCCGCAGGACGGGCCCUGCCGCGGGAAGCGCCUCACCUGCCCGCCGCGCUGCUUCCGGACCUUCAGCUACGGCGGCAAGAACGGGGGCGGCGGCGGAGGCGGCGGAGGCUGCAGCUUCGACUGCACCGAGCGCUGCGCCGCCACCUGCUGAGUGAAUCUGGGAUGUAUUAGAGGAGGGCGUGGCCGUAGCUAUAGCUAAAGCUCGUGUACUCCUUCCUCUACUGGCAUGCGGUGCACUGCUUCUUCCUGCUCGUCCACUGAUACGAAUUAUCGCUACUACUAAUAGUAUCGAGGUGGUUUGGUUUGGUUUAGCUGUUGGUUUGUUGCGAGUUGUGAUCGGUCGUGAUCACGUACGUGAUGACUGAUGAGAUCAUUUAUGCAUGUGUGUCUGUAAAUUUGGUGUCUGCCAGUGCCAGUGCCAGACUGAUCAAUAAUAGCAGAGGAGAGGAGAUGAAUAAAGAGAAAUUUAGA